UCCCUCCUCACACCACACACGAAGAACGAAGCGCGCACAGACAACAGGCAGGACUCAAAGGCAAGAAGAGAGCCCGUGAUCUUCCGCCCAGGCACUCAGAACCAGCUCACCGCGAUGGGGGACCAAGAGGCCAAGAGUGCCGAGCUCACGCGCAGUUUCCUGUCCUUUCGGAUGCUCAAGGAGGUGCUUCAAUCCACAAACAUUAAGGACGAUGAAGAGGCCGUAAUGGUCACGCGUAUGUGUGUGGACCCACGCCACGUGGAGGAGUUCGAGCGCCUGCUACGUAUGAUUCUCAAGACCACACAUACCGUGGGUCACGUGUCCACGUGCGUGGUGCGUCCGCCACCGGGAGAAUUCACUUAUACAUCGAUCGUCAAGUACUCGGGAUUGCAGGCAAUGCGCCAGAUCUAUCCAUCUACAGUCGAGAGCGGCGUGGACUUCUACAAACUAUUAGCAGCACGUGAUUCGCUGCUAUUGGAGCCGCCUACGUACCAGAUUGAAGCAGGUUUCGGCACGUGGAUCGAGUCGGACGGCAAUACCAAACCCAUGAGAGGCGAUGACCCUGAAGAAGAUGAUAAUCUCGUGUACCAGAGUGUCCCUGGUCCAUGCUGCAAUGAUUCAUGUGAGAAUCCACACGGACUGAAUGUCCGUGCGUCAUUCGUGGCGCCUACUAAGGAUUUCCAGCUCUUUCGACCACGCUACCAACGCAACAACAAGAAAGGAGGACAAAAGAACUUGCGCUGCUUCCCAUGCUGUCGUAACGGUCGCCACGUGAGCUCAGGAUUCUGUGGAGAUUCGAUCCGAGUGCACGUGGCUGUCAGUCGCGUGACGGAGUCAGGCGGAGUCAAGAUUUGCCCCAUUCAGACGACGCGUCCAGCUGUGUUGGCCUUCGCGCGGUUCGUGAACCUCGAGGGCACUUUUGAUCACACAGUUUCGGGACCUGAGGUCUUCCCUGGACAGACUAUUGAGAAGACGGAUGUGCUCGCUUGGGUGCGUGACAAGCAGCAUCCGAUGAAUCCGCUGUUUCCUGGAAUAUUACGUGGUGCUGCUAUGGAGACCUCGUCCCAGUCAGCAAUUUUUGAGUUUAACGCCGAAUGCAAGGCCUGGCAUUACGGCUGGACUGCACCUCGUGGUCAGGGACUUUCUGGUAGCGAUGCGCAACACGUAUUGGAGGUGCUCUUCAUGAAACCCAUGGGAUCUUACAUGUACUGUUUGGAGCGUCUACGAUCAGAUGGCUUCUCUAUCUACUCCAGUCGGAGAGCUAGUCACGCUGCUAUCAAGCCUGAGACCGAAGCGUUCGAGAACCAGGAGACCGCAGACGACAGAAAUCUCAAGCGGAAGCGCGUGGUCCGGACUGAGGCGGCGUCUCCUUCAGCACACGCAGUGAUGUCCCAGCCCCCAGCAUCCCCAGCAUCGACAGUUGUUUCAAGCUGCUCAACUGAUUCCCCGAUCUUUUCCCCCUCCAAGGAAGACAUGACGAAUGGACGCGUGUCAUCCGGGAUGCGCAUGACGGCACCUCCGACGUCCACGGGUUUUGUGGACAUCACGUCGUCAAUGACAGAUGUACCGCCGUUCAAGAUGGAGAAUAUUUUCGGCUCGGUGUCUUCGCCUAUGGCCGUUUGUCCUCCAGUGUCUUCUGUCCUUGUGGACAGCGCAUCGUCGGGCUUUGACUACCGUGGCCUUGACAACUUGAUGAGUGGUGGUAGCAUGUUACAGAACCAAAGCCUACAACAGCCGCAACAACAACUUACCCACCAACAGCAGCAACUGCUGAUUGACCAGCAGAAUCAACAGCUCCAGCGACACCAACGCGAGCAGCAAGAAUUACUGCGGCACCAACAGCAACUAAUCCAGCGACUUGCGGAGCAAAUGAUGAUCAGUCAGCAGCAGCAGCAGCAGCGCCAGCAGCAGCAACAGUUACAUGUGAAUCACUUGCAAGCGCCCGGAGGACUCCAGAGUCACUCGUUGUUCCAGGAAGAGCAGCCCGCUCGACGAGUAGUUUCGACGGAGGAGCUACCGUGGUCCGAGCUGUACAAUCUGUUUGACCCCACGCCUCUAUCGCCGUCUAGUACUGACGAUGACCCCGAUCACGACGAGGAGAGUCUGCCGAGUCCUGGAAGCAGCCCGGGACCUUCUGUUGCCAGCUCGGGGAUGACUUCUCCUUCCGUGGCGCUGACACAGCAGACCGUGUUGAAUUACUUAUAGCCUAGUUCAGGAGAUACCCUCAAGUUUUUUUUUUUUGCCUGGGGAGGAAGUGAAAGCACGAGGAAAGAAGACAAGGAGUCUCCAAGGUGACAGGGAGAAGAAGCAAAAGUGCAAGAGGGCAAUUGCAAAUCUGCAGUAUCUGACGCGCUCAUAUUUUUGACGUAUACUUCACGAAGUAUUCCUGUUGCUGUUUAGUGUAUGCGCGCUUUGUGCCUGUUGUGACGUGAUGUGGAAUAUGCACAAGGCGUGUACUCAAAAGAAUAAGGCAGCAAUAACCAACAAAGAUCGGUGGUAUUUUCGAA
Phytophthora nicotianae INRA-310 is the source of this 2507-nucleotide messenger RNA. RefSeq lists its product as hypothetical. Bases 115 to 2205 code for a protein of 696 amino acids. The transcript is spliced from 3 exons. The record is from RefSeq and is a predicted model, not a curated record. NCBI's taxonomy places the organism in Eukaryota, Oomycota, Peronosporomycetes, Peronosporales, Peronosporaceae.